AUGGAUAUAAAAAGUUGGUUAUAUUAUGAAGAUACUCAUAGCAAUAAUAAUGCUUAUGAUAACAUUUUAGUUUUGAUUCAUGGAAAUCUAAUAUCUUGUAAAUAUUGGAGAAGAUUGAUACUAUAAAUAUAAUAAGUUAAUCCAAAAAUUCGUUGUAUUAGUAUGGAUUUAAGAGGAUUUGGAAGAUCAUAAGGUAAUUACAAUGUUGAUUAAAUUACUGAUUUAUCUAAUGAUGUGGAUAUUUUAUUAAAAUCAUUAUUAUCAGAUAAAAAUGAUGAGUAUUAUGAAAAACAUGUUUAUUUAGCAGGAUGGUCUUUAGGAGGAAUUGUAAGUAUGUAAUUAGCAGUUGAUUAUCCUAAUAAAUAUUAAAAACUCAUUUUGAUUGCAUCAGGAAGUGUUUGUGGUUAUGCUUUAAUGAGAGAAGAUGAAGAAGGAUAAGUUAGAUGUCAAACAAAAUAAUAAGUAAAAGAGCAUCCAAAAGUUGCAUUAUAAUAAUAAAAAUUAUCUGAUAAGGAUAGAGAAUUUAUGAGAAUGAUUUUUGAUAAGGUAUUAUUCAAUAGUGGUAAAUAUCCAGAAGAACAAGAAUAUUAAUAAUUAUUGGAUGAAACUUUUUUAUAAACAUAAUAUACUGAUGUUUGUUGGGCAUUAAAUCAGUUUGAUAUAUCGUAAUUUUAUUACUAUUUUUAAGAUCUGGAGGUAUAAACAAGGCUUCCUAAAUUAAAGGACCUGUGUUAAUUUAUCAUGGUGAAUUGGAUAUAGUAAUACCUAAGGUUUAUGCAGAAGGCAAUGCAAAAGAGAUAGGUGAAGAAAAAUGCACACUUAUUAUAAGACCUGGUGUUGGUCAUAUGCCUCCUAUUGAAGAUGACGCUAAUUUGGCUAUUGAAAUUAGUCGUUUUAUAAAUUGAUU
Molecule: messenger RNA, 907 nt
Organism: Paramecium primaurelia
Lineage: Eukaryota; Ciliophora; Oligohymenophorea; Peniculida; Parameciidae
Source: the annotation of a GenBank genome assembly